Molecule: messenger RNA, 1883 nt
Organism: Venturia canescens
Lineage: Eukaryota; Metazoa; Arthropoda; Insecta; Hymenoptera; Ichneumonidae
Product: coiled-coil domain-containing protein 97
Exons: 5
Coding region: 205-1377 (390 amino acids)
Source: RefSeq, a predicted model, not a curated record
UUAUUUUUGAUUAAAUAAUUGGGUUUUUGGUGAUAUGAAAAGUGAGGUUAUCGGAUGAUAUUUUUUUAACGAAACAGGUGAAAAUUAGAGUAUAGAAUUUUUUUGGUGAUCUGAUACAUUUUAUGGUUCAACAUCCCUUACUUCGUGACAACGCGCAAUCAGCUGAUCACAAACGAGGAUUCCCACAAAUAAAACUAAGUAAUUAUGGAUGCGCAACGAAUUUUAGCAAUGAAGUUGGACAUAUCGAGGAACGAGAAUCGAUUGACGAUUCUACAUCGAGUGUACUCGACGUACAGGCACAUGAGCACCAAAGAGGAGAAAGAAGAAAUGACUCUGUGUGCAGAAACUGCGGACAAUACCGAUGCAGAGGUUGCUAUUUCAACCACAGAAACAAUCCAGCCAAAUUCUGCUGUGGAGGAUGAAAUUUUAGAACACCUAGCACAUACGACAGCAAGUUUCAAAAGUCAGCAAAAAAAUGAUCCUGAACUGAUGGUAGAUGAAAAAAAAGCAAUCGCCCUUGAACUAUUGCGCAGGAGCCAUAGUAUGUUUCUUGCAAAAUUUGGUAAAUACCUCAAGAAAGAGCACCUCAACUAUUUUGUUGGCAACGAGCAAGAUUAUGAAAUUAGUUAUCACUUGAAUCAGCUCAAAAGAUAUUUUGAUGAUAAUGCGAGACAGAUUGACGUUAAGAAUCGUAGAUAUCAGGCACUGAAAAUGAUGGUGGAAAAAGGUGAAUAUUUUAGCGAAACAGAAAUGAUGAAACGCAAUCCCCUACUCUACGAACAUCACAUAGGACGCUUCUUAUCAGAAGAACAGAAGAAGAAACGUGACAAUAUAGACACAACAAGCAUAACUUUUGUCAAUCUGUUGCUUGAAAGCAUUGAUAGAGACCGAUUAAGAAAUGUAAGAAAAGCACAGCAAGAGGCUGAGGACGAAGUGCACGAAGAAAACGAUUCUGAUGAUGACUCUGACGAAGACAAAGAUGAGGAUAAAGAUUCUAAUCAAGAUAAAGUGCAUUGGGGUGAAGCUCUACAAGCGAACGAACCUUAUGAGAGAGAGAAGAAGGAGAACAGAGUUAAAGUCCUCCACGAGAACGUUCCUUUCAAAGAACAACAAAUUUUGAGAGAAGAAUUCGUUACCCAUAUGUACGCGAACUUUCUUGAUGGCAAAGAUGCAGAGUUUGAUUACAGUACUGUAGACGACAACGAAGCAUAUGACAACGUUGAAACUCGAACGCAUGACGAAGAAGAAAAAUACUUCGAUUCUGAAUCCCCAGAAACUGUUCUCCUGGAGAACGUACGAGAGGAAAACGAUUCAGAGGACGAGCUGGAGGUUUAUAUGAGAUCACUAAAGGAGCAAUGUUCGACAAAGCAACUGUAGCUACGGAAUGACCAGAGACGUUAUAUAGACGUGGAUUAUAAUUAUCAAAAACUGAGACUGUAAUCGUUAUUAUUAUUUUUUAUCAAAUAAAUCUUAUCACCUUUGUAAGAACAAGCAAUUUUUCCGUAAGAGUUGCAAUCUAAAGUUUUUUCUUGUACAUUCGGUGAAGAGCUCACUUACAUCAGAUGCCAAAAAUGUGGUCGUUUUUUUAUCAUUUUUUCAAACUGAGAAAGAUGCUUGUAUAUUCUGAAAUUUUGUGUUUAUCCAAAAUAUACAUAUCAUUGUCCAGAGCCCAAAAAUUUCUUUGAAAACAGACUGGACGAAUUUUUUUGUAUAACUUUUCUUAAAACGCAAUUUUUAUUAGAGAAACGCACAAACUUCGUCAAUGAAACUCAGAAAUUAUCAUCGAUUUAAGUGUCUCGUCGGUAAGCUUUGUUGCAAAAAUGUAAGAGAUAAAAUAAUUAUGGACAUUGAGUUUUUUAAAUAAAUACCUCAGUGUCUAAUAA